This is a messenger RNA of Komagataella phaffii GS115, 474 nucleotides long. Its product is annotated as Lsm (Like Sm) protein. Bases 1 to 474 code for a protein of 157 amino acids. The record is from RefSeq and is a predicted model, not a curated record. Gene Ontology annotation, molecular function: RNA cap binding. Lineage: Eukaryota; Fungi; Ascomycota; Pichiomycetes; Pichiales; Pichiaceae. Gene Ontology annotation, cellular component: Lsm1-7-Pat1 complex; P-body. Gene Ontology annotation, biological process: deadenylation-dependent decapping of nuclear-transcribed mRNA. The transcript has a single exon.
AUGACCCAGAAUCAAAAUAGAUCACAAACGGCCGGUUUGUCGGACGUUUUUCAGAACGAUUCUGAGAAGGAUCUUUAUCUGGAGUCGUAUAUGUACACUACAGCAGCAGCCCUCGUUGGAAGCAUUGAUAAAAUAGUAACAGUAACACUUAGAGAGGGUCGUGUCUUUAUUGGGAUUCUUCGAACAUUUGACCAGUUUGCCAACUUGGUGCUCCAAGAUACCGUUGAGAGAAUCUAUAUCGGUGAUGAUAAAUAUGCGGAGGCUCCUCAAGGGGUCUUUUUGAUCAGAGGUGAGAACGUAUCCUUGGUUGGAGAGAUUGACCUUGACCAGCAAGAUAAGGAUUUAGAGAAGAGAUCCCAGAUUCCCUUUCCAGAAGCCCAAAGAAUUCGCAAGGAGCUGGUUGCUGCUAAACAAGCUAAGACGACCAAAGAACGAGAAUUAAUGUUGAGUAAAGGGUUUGAACCCCAGAGUUAG